Molecule: messenger RNA, 512 nt
Organism: Geodia barretti
Lineage: Eukaryota; Metazoa; Porifera; Demospongiae; Tetractinellida; Geodiidae
Source: the annotation of a GenBank genome assembly
AUGCUCAUUGUUUCAGAUACUCUGAUGAGAGUCCACGACGCCACAUACGGUCGCCUCCAACUCAACCACACCUCUCGUCCCCACGCCAUCUGGAGACUCAUCUGUGCCCGCGAUCCAGAGACACGAGAGCGGGGCACGCCGAGCAUCGUCCUCAUGAAGAUGAACACGACCAUCGGAGACUACAUCCAGAUCAAGUCAAAGAGACUCCAGGGCUGCUCGUACACAUACAGAGGCUUUGUGUUCAAGAGAAGUAUGACAACAUUAGCUACCAGUCUCUUCAACAGACGGCCAAUGGAGCACAUUCAGAAUGAAGACAUGUUUGACAGAGUGGCAGGCCUCCUGAGAGAGGGGGAGGAGGGGCUGCUGACCAUCGGGGCCACUGACCCUGAGCUACGCCGCGUCAUCGACCUGGCCUCAGUCUCACCACGUCGAGAACAGUCCGGGUCAGGGGGAAACAGCGCGGCCGAUUACGACUAACACCUUAAUCCUCUCUUCCAUCAUAUUUCUCCCUA